Molecule: messenger RNA, 1424 nt
Organism: Chironomus riparius
Lineage: Eukaryota; Metazoa; Arthropoda; Insecta; Diptera; Chironomidae
Source: the annotation of a GenBank genome assembly
CCUCAAUCGACAAGACAUUUGAUAGCAACUUUACAGCCUAGAUUGUUAUCAAAAAUUCACAAAAAUUCGCUUUUUAAGGCACUUAACUCAGUGGUUGAAAAGCUACCUUACUGAAAACAAUGAACUUGAAAUUCCUGGGUUUUAUGUUUAGCACCGUGAUUUGCUGCACAGAAGCUGUUGAGAGAACUGCACGGAUUGUCAAUGGAACGGACGCAACUAUUGAAGAAUUCUCAUUUCUGGUGUCACUUAGGACUAGUACUGGACAUAGCUGUGGAGCUACAAUCAUCAAUGAGUGGUGGGUCUUGACAGGAGCAAUUUGCAUCAAAGAUGAGUCAAUUGAUCACCUGAGCAUCCUUUAUUCAUCCACAUACCUUAGAGACACGGGCCCGAACAUUAUUCAAGCUGAAAAAUUCAUUAUUCAUGAAGGAUUUAACAGAAGUGACACAUUUAUUCAUGACAUUGCUGUCGUUAAGUUAAAGUCACUAAUGCAGAUUAAUUUGUUUGAUUAUAAAGUCAAAUUGGCAGUUAAAGGAGCUUUGUACACGACGGGAAUGCUGGCAACAUUUGCUGGUUGGGGUAAAAACUCGACAUACGCAACUCAUUCAACAACACUACAGAAAGUUGAUUUUAAGCUUUAUUCAGCUGAAGACUGCACUCCAAUAAUGAAAGCUAAUGUUCAUCCCACACAAAUCUGUGCUGGUCCUAUUGCUGGAAAUUCGAGAGUUUUUGUGGAAGCUGUCGACAGAACUGCACGUAUUAUUAAUGGAACGGAUGCAACUAUCGAAGAAUUUUCAUUUAUGGUGUCUUUGAGGACAAGCAUUGGACACAAUUGUGCAGCUACGAUUUUAAACGAGUGGUGGGUACUUACGGGAGCAGUUUGCGUUGAAGAUGAGCCAAUAUCAACCAUUAGUAUUCUACAUUCAUCAACAUACUUAAGAUCUACAGGACCUAACAUUAUUCAAGCUGAAAAAUACAUAAUCCAUGAGAAAUUCAAUGCCAGUUAUUCUUGGAUCCAUGACAUUGCUAUCGUUAAAUUAAAAUCACCAAUAAUCAUAAAGUUAUUUGACUGGAAAACAAAAUUAGCAGUCAAAGGAGCUGUCUAUUCAACAGGAACUUCAUCGGUUACAGCAGGAUGGGGUUCAGCCUCUACUACAGGACCAAUGAUGACGACUUUACAAAAAGUCGACCUGAAAAUAUUCUCGGCUAGUGAUUGUAAUGCAUUCGCUGACAGAAAAGUUUAUCCGACUCAAAUUUGCUCUAUGAUUGAAGGAGGAUACAAAGGAGAAUGUUAUGAUAAUUGGGGUCAUGAGCCAUGUGCAAGUCCUAAUCGACCAACUGUAUCUACUGCGAUCGGCCAUUAUGUAGACUGGAUUCAAGAAAAAAUUGGCUCUGAUGUGAAGAGUAAUAUGUUUUUAAUAGGAUAA